AUGAAAACAGGUCAUUCUUCCAGAAUGCCAGAGGAAAGUUCGCCAAAGCGGAGUCCUCAAAACAUCCCGUACAAGGACCUGCCCCAUAUCAUCAAUGCUGAUGGGCAGUAUCUCUUCUGCAGGUAUUGGAAGCCAGCAGCAACUCCCAGGGCCCUCGUGUUUAUCGCUCAUGGCGCUGGGGAACACUGCGGCCGCUAUGAUGACUUGGCCCAGAGGCUGACAGGACUUAACUUGUUUGUUUUUGCCCAUGACCAUGUUGGCCAUGGACAGAGCGAGGGUGAUCGUAUGGUUGUCUCAGAUUUCCACGUCUUCAUCAGGGACAGCUUGCAGCACAUUGAUCUCAUGAAGAAAGAGCACCCCGAGCUGCCCAUUCUCAUUCUGGGGCACUCCAUGGGGGGAGCCAUCUCCAUUCUGACAGCUAGUGAGAGACCCAGUGAGUUCUCAGGCAUGCUGUUAAUCUCUCCUUUAGUGGUAGCCAGCCCAGAAGUCGCCACUCCCAUCAAGGUUUUUGCAGCGAAAGUGCUCAACUUUGUUCUCCCAAACCUCUCACUGGGAUCGAUAGAUCCAAAUGCAAUUUCCCGGAACAAGAAGGAGAUGGAGUCUUAUACAUCCGAUCCCUUGGUCUACCACGGUGGCAUGAAGGUCUCCUUCGUCAUCCAGCUGAUGAAUGCCAUUGCCAGAAUUGAGCGAGCUCUGCCCAAGCUGACUUUGCCCAUCCUGGUGCUACAUGUUUCCGACAAGCUCUGCGAUAUCAAAGGGUCCUAUUUACUGAUGGACACAGUGCAGAGUCAGGACAAAACACUCAAGGUGUAUGAGGAAGCCUAUCAUGCCCUCCACAAAGAGCUGCCGGAGGUCUCUACCUCUGUCUUCACAGAAAUACUGACAUGGAUUGGCCAGAAGGUCUCAGCAGCUGGGGAAACCAGCCAUACUUAA
Nipponia nippon (crested ibis) is the source of this 933-nucleotide messenger RNA. It is a transcript of the gene MGLL, whose product is annotated as monoglyceride lipase. The record is from RefSeq and is a predicted model, not a curated record. Lineage: Eukaryota; Metazoa; Chordata; Aves; Pelecaniformes; Threskiornithidae.